Messenger RNA from Fragaria vesca subsp. vesca, 1019 nucleotides. RefSeq lists its product as uncharacterized. The coding region runs from base 157 to 762 and encodes 201 amino acids. Lineage: Eukaryota; Viridiplantae; Streptophyta; Magnoliopsida; Rosales; Rosaceae. The transcript is spliced from 2 exons. Gene Ontology annotation, molecular function: protein binding. The record is from RefSeq and is a predicted model, not a curated record.
UCAAAAUUCUAUAAAUGAGGUCCAAAGGGUUCCAUACAUAGGCUUGAACACACAACUCCAAGUCUAGCCUACAACCUUCUCCUCCCUCCUCCUCUUCUCAAAUCCCCACUCCUCCCUCCUUUUCUUUUACUCGAAACCCCUAAAGUUAAAGCCAACAUGGUCGGACCUUCAGCUGAUCCCACCAAACUCGCUCUCAAAUUCCUCUGCAGCUACAGCGGCAAAAUCCUCCCCCGUUACCCCGACGGCAAGCUCCGUUAUCUCGGCGGCGAAACCCGCGUCCUUGCCGUCCACCGCUCCAUUUCCUUCUCUGAGCUAUUGUUGAAGCUCGGAGAGCUGUGUGGCACAACCGUCGGUCUCCGUUGCCAACUGCCAACCGAAGACCUCGACGCCCUUAUCUCCAUAAAGUGCGACGAAGACCUCGCCAAUCUCAUCGAGGAGUACGACAGAGCUGCGGCGGCCGCCACGCCGUUGAAGAUCAGGGCCUUCCUUUCGCUCCCCGUCAACAAAACUACGUCGUCUCCUCCGUCUUCCUCGGCCUCUUCCUCGAAAUCCUCGUCUUCCAAUCACAGUACAACCUGUGCCUCCGGAUCCACUCCCAGAUUCUCCCUGCCUUUGCCGGCGGAGCGUUGCCUCCGUCAAGUUUCGCAUUCGGCGCCGUUUCAGCGAGCUCCAGCUGGGAAAGCUCCUCACUGUGAUAAUUACCACACUCAUAGAAACCCUAGCCGUCUCUAUCUCGUCCACAACGGAAACCACUGGCAAUAACACACCAAAUGCAAGGCAGCGUCAACACCUUGAAUCACUGAGACUAGUCGGCCGGUCUAAAUCCCAUAUGCCAUUGCCGACAUCCAACACCAAAGCCUAAAAAAUCCCAAAAAAAAAAAAACAAUGAAACAGAUCGAGUAUAUAUAUUACAUGAUGUAAUCGUUCAGAAGGGUUGCCUAUUUUUACCCGUGGCGAUUAAUGAAUUUUCUGUACUACUCCAAGUUCCUCAUUUUUUGUGAUUUGGUGAGUGCUUUUUA